GACGGAAAAAACCUUUCAGGAAGAGCACGUGCUCCACCCUACAGAUAUAUUUUUUUCCCUUUGGGCUGGGCACUUCAACUCACAGGAGAGUAUAUUUGUUAAUAACCAACUGGUAGAAAUUUAUUAUUCAAGUUGUCCUCAGUUGGAAAAGUUGCUGGCCUGAACACAAUAAGACCAUGUCUUCCAUUAGAAUUGAGACUGUUGUGAAAGAGAAGAACAGGAUGGGAGAGUGCCCUGUCUGGGAAGAAAGAGAGAAUUCCCUUGUUUUUGUGGAUAUCAAUUCACAGAAGGUUUGCCGCUGGAACUCACUCUCCAAAGAACUUCAGUGUGUGGCUCUUGAUGCCCGUGUUGGCUCAGUGUCUCUUCGCCAGUGUGGAGGAUAUGUGGUCACAGUAGGAACCAGGUUUGCCUUCUUGAACUGGGAAGAUCAGAGCCUUGUUGAUAUCACUGAGGUAGAAUUAGAUAAAGCCAACAACAGAUUUAAUGAUGGAAAAGUAGACCCAAUGGGGAGGUAUUUUGCAGGUACCAUGGCUGAGGAGACAGAACCUGGAGUAAGAGCAAGGCAUCAAGGAGCUCUUUAUACUCUCUUUCCUGACUGUAGUGUCAUGAAGCAGCUAGAGCAGGUGGACAUCUCCAAUGGGCUGGACUGGUCACUGGACCACAGAACCUUCUUCUACAUUGACAGCCUGGCAUAUGCUGUGCAGGCCUUCAGCUAUGAUGUACACACCGGAAAAAUUGAUUGUAGUACUUGUAAACCCGUGUAUAAACUGGAAAAAGAGGAAGCAAUGCCGGAUGGGAUGUGCAUUGACACAGAAGGGAAACUCUGGGUGGCUUGUAUUGAUGGUGGACGAGUGAUUCGUAUUGACCCUGAAACAGGGAAAAGAAUUCAAACAGUGAAGAUGCCAACUCCCAGAAUCACAUCCUGCUGCUUUGGAGGGAAAGAUUAUUCAGAAAUGUAUGUCACUUCUGCUUAUGAUGGACUGGACGAGGCUGCAUUAGCCAAGGAGCCUCAUGCUGGGGAGAUUUUCAAGAUAACAGGACUGGGGGUGAAAGGAAUCCCACAGCACUACUUCACUGGAUAAGUGUUUGUUCAUAUUAUUUGAUGAAGGUACACACAUCCAGAAGCCAAAAUUAACAAGAAUAGAAAUGUGAAAGUCAAAAGUGUAUAUUGUUCUCAUUAAACAUACAUUAACUUCAUAUUUUGAUGUUCUGUAACUGUUUCUUUUUCUUUGUAGCUGCCUCAUGUUUUCUUAAUAGCAUAAAUAAUAGAUUUAAAUGUAGGGUUAGUAAUGAUA
Molecule: messenger RNA, 1295 nt
Organism: Sceloporus undulatus (fence lizard)
Lineage: Eukaryota; Metazoa; Chordata; Lepidosauria; Squamata; Phrynosomatidae
Product: regucalcin-like
Exons: 7
Coding region: 177-1082 (301 amino acids)
Biological process (GO): L-ascorbic acid biosynthetic process
Molecular function (GO): calcium ion binding; enzyme regulator activity; gluconolactonase activity
Source: RefSeq, a predicted model, not a curated record